Triplophysa rosa is the source of this 2763-nucleotide messenger RNA. It is a transcript of the gene dact3a, whose product is annotated as dishevelled-binding antagonist of beta-catenin 3a. The record is from RefSeq and is a predicted model, not a curated record. The coding region runs from base 261 to 1991 and encodes 576 amino acids. NCBI's taxonomy places the organism in Eukaryota, Metazoa, Chordata, Actinopteri, Cypriniformes, Nemacheilidae. Gene Ontology annotation, biological process: negative regulation of canonical Wnt signaling pathway. The transcript is spliced from 4 exons. Gene Ontology annotation, cellular component: cytoplasm.
GACUGACUGAGCUGGUUUUAACUCGUUUAAAUGAAUAUGCGUCCUAAGGGGGAGGAGACACUUAAAGGAUGAAUUCACAAAGUAAAAUCUGUAGCCAAUGAAAAGCGGAAAAGGUCGAAUAUGCUAAUGAGCUCUUGACAGCUGAGAGCGAGUCCAGGCGCAGCGCGUGAGGAGAGAGGAGCGUCUCAAACUCGCGGGAUUUGAUCAUGAAUCACGAAUCCUCUUCAUGAAGAUCUGCCGCGCGCGUUCUCUCGUGAGUGAUGUAUCGUUUGUUGUCGCUGGAGCGCGGGCGACGGAAGCGGCGGCUCGAGCUCAGUCUAGCGGGGAUAUAUGAGCUCGAGAUGCUCAAGCAGCGGCACGAGACGCUCAUCAGUCGCGCGCUCGCGCUGCACGCGCCCGACAGCCCGAUCCGGACGCACGACGACUGCAGCCCGAGACGCCCGCCGGACACCUCCUGGAGUCUGAUGAACAUUCUACAGCAUCAGGUUGGAGAGUUGAGGGUGGAUACAGACAGCAGCUCAGUGGAGCCCCCUACAGACGCUGGAGACCCUCAGCAUUCCUCGGGUUUGUGUGAACAGAUUGAAGCUCAGUCUUCAGUCAGUGUGUUGGACUCGUCUGGUCUCAGUGAGAUCUCUCAGUGGUCCGCUCACAGUGUCCACCUCACAGAGAGACCCAAAUCUGCUGGUGAUGUGUUUGCUGUUGAUCGUGAUGGGAACAGUGGGAUGCGAGCAGUGGUCCCUCGCUCUCUCUCUGCACCCCACCCCCCGCUGGAGGGCAUCACAGAGGGCCUCGGGGAAGAUGAGCUAUGGUCCUGGCGGUCCGCAGACGAAGACCCCACAGCAGAGGACUACAGAAAGGCUCAGCGCGUGGAGACGUUCAUCCUCAGUCUGAUCCAGCGCCGCUCUCUUUCUCUCAGACCUAAUAAACCUCGGACCAGCCUGGGACCUGAGACCAGAGGGGUGGUCCGACAGGCUUAUAAAGAGUCACCCUACAGCCCUGAGCGGUCCAAGUCCUCGCCCAGUCCAGAGAGACACGCGUGGAGCCGUCGCGGUCUGGACGACGAGCAGCACGUCCGUUACCCCAAACCCGCCCUUGCUGGGAUUCGCUCUACCUCGCUGGAUUUUCCGUGUGCCGCUUUGGACCCCAGCAGCAGCGAAACCGAAUCGCCGCAACAUUUCCAGGGUUACCCGCCGCCCCGCUCGGCCUCCUCUGAUGAGCAGCUGGUGAACGGUCAGUAUAUCCCAGCACAGCCCUGUCACGCUCAAACCAGAGCCACGCCCCAGCGGGCGCACGUCACCCCAAAACCCGCCCGCGGCACGUACUCCCCUGAGAGGGUCCCGGCGAAGACCAGAGCCGCCCAGAAGAAGUGUCGCUUCACAGAAGAAAAGGUCACGUCGAAGAAGCCGGGCCGAAAAGCCUGUCGCGCCCAAUCAGAGAACAGUUUACUGGGCCAGCGAGUCUCAGAGCGCAAAUAUAACACGGUGGAGCGGGACGCCAGCCGAAGCGUUCAGCCCAAAACACGCCGCCCGCCAGGAGCCUCCGGUCACCGCCGAUGGCGCUCCACGCUGGAGCUGAGUCAGGAUGAAGCCGAGCCUCCUCCCGAACAACCAAUCAGGCGCUCCCGCAAACCUAGACCCGCCCCUCCUCCCUGCGUUUACAGCCAGCCGUCGCAGCACCAUCAUCAGCCUCACCUCCGUGCCGAAUACCCUCAGCGCGCCCCUCUGUGCCUGCCGGACCCCGUCGCGGGAGAGUCUGAGUCCAGUCUGAGCGAGGCGGAGUCGCCGGGGUCCAGCUCUCUCUCCAGUGACUCUGAUGAGAGCGGGGGGUUGGUGUGGCCACAGCAGCUCCCCCCGCAGCUGGCACCGCCCUCUCCACCCGCCGGAACCUCACCGCAGCCCAAAGCCUUCGUCAAGAUCAAAGCGUCUCAUGCGCUCAAAAAAAAGAUCCUGCGAUUCCGAACUGGAUCUCUCAAAGUCAUGACCACCGUGUGAGACGAGUUGUCACUUGUGUUAUGCAGAUCCAUUUCAUUAUAUUUAAUAGAUUAUCUGAAACACUACAUUCUCCGUUCUUCUUCUGUUCAGUUCAUUCCUGCUCCUGUCAUUUCAUCUGGGGCGGGCCUUGUUUAAAAUCAGUCCCAUUUCAUGAACUUCAUUCAGAAUUUUCCCUAACCCUAACACACACACACGGGUUUCUGUGUUUUAUGGGGACAUUCCAUUGAUCCAUUGAUAUAUCAGGCUUAUGAUAUAUUCUAUCCCCUAACCCAACACCUAAACCUAAUAAUCACACAAACCUUUCUGCAGUUUUUAAUUUUCAAUAAAUAUCAUUUUGUAGGAUUUAUAAGCUGUUUUCCCUCAUGGGGACAAGGUCCUUCUAUCCCCACAAGGUCAAAAUCUACUGGUAUUACUAUCUUUGUGGGGACAUUUUUUCCUCACACAGUGAUGCAUACCAGUACACACACACACACAAAGAACUUAAAUGAUUAUUCCUUUAUUUAUUUAUUUUACUAACUAUAUGAGAACACAUCAGGACUUUAUUAUGAAUGUAACAUGACUUUUAAAACUAUUUUAACUUGACAUGACAUCAGACACACGCACACACGUGUUUAUGAUGAUGUCUCAUGAUGGCUGAUUGUCUUUAUGAAUGUAAUCUGUAAAUAAAGAUCUGAUACUCUGAGGAUCAAGAGCUGUAAACCUCUGCUCUGUUCUUUGUUUGUGAAUAUUGUGUGUUUCAUGUUCACAAGCAGGCGCAGCACCAAAUAAAGUU